UUUCUCUCCGCCGCGCCCGUGCGGAGCAGCCGCGGCCGGCGCGGCCGCCGGGACCCGCCCCGCCGGCUCGCCGGGCACCUGCUCGGGGCGGAGCGGCGGCGGCCGGAGGAGCGGCGGGAGCGGCGCCGCAGGCGCUUCAAGAAACUGAUAAACACAUGAGAGAAGAUGACAAGAUCUAGAUCAAGAUCACCACGAUGGAAACCAAGGUCCUUAUCUCCAGCUUUUAGGACUCCAGAGCACCAUAGGCAAAGACAUGCUCAUGUUAAUUAUGACUGUGAAUAUAAAAGCUUUCGUAAGGACCCAAAAAAGUCUAUGCCUUGGAGAACAGAAGAUGAAAAGUAUGGACAAAGCAAUUCCAGGUUUGCACCUCAUGGAAAUAACCACCAGAGAAUAUAUGAACGUAGGUCACCUUCACCAAACUUGAAAAGAAUUCCCAUGGAAGAUGCUUACAGUCAUAAGCCCUACAGAACACAUUCAUCUGAAAGGACUGAAAGCAAUAGGAGAUGCCAGUUACCACCAAAAUACUCGGAAGUACCUUACAAAGAGCACGAUCGUCCGUUUUACCAGCACAAAAUGGAGGACAGAUACAUGUUUGAUCACUACAAAGUCAGUGGAAAUGAAAAAGGAAUGAAACCAUUUCAUAGACCGUUAGGGGCUUCAUGCAAACUUGAAAGAAAAUGGCAUGAAGAUGACUUGAGGCACCAGAGGUUACAUGAAGAGAAGUAUGGUCAGUCACCCAGAAGAGUUUCUGAUGAAUUUACGGCAAGGAGCUCUUUACAGAAGAGGUAUCCUGAAGAUCACGAUUACAGAGAAUAUGGGCACGCGUCUAAAAGGGCUAAGGAAAUGGAGAGGUAUGACGCUGGAGAUGUAGCGAGAAAUUCCAAGUGGAAGCAAGAACGUUCUUUUGCACCCUGCCAGGAAAAGGAGGAGCAGAGGUACCCGGGCGCGCAGUCGCAGCGCUCGGCCGAGAGGGAGCACCUGGGGGGGCCUGUCCCAAAGCUAGCCUACGAGUACAGCCACAAGCGGCGCCGGCAGCCCGACGGGGAGAAGCCUUUUGCGGCAGACAGAGCUCCCAAGUACGUGAAGCAGGAAGAGCAGAAGUACGGCUCUUCCAAGGGUGCCCGGAACAGCAAGGAGCUGGAGUACUGCCCUGGGGGCAGAGCCAGGCGGACUGAAGAACGGCAUGUUGAGGAACCUGUUAAAUGCAGUUCAAAGAAGGGCUGCAAUGCUUGUGUUAACUCUUCCAAAACAGAUGUUGAGCUGAGGUCUUGUAAAAACAAACUGAAUGAAAGAGUGAGGAAAGAUGGGGAAUUGAGGAAAAACGUAGAUUCCUCCAAUAGCCAGCGUGAUGCAAGUCAUACUGUUUCAGAUGUGAAAGUGUCAGAGGCCAACUGUAUGAGAGAACAUCUCACAGUCAAAGUGGAUAUGAAGAAAAUGGUGACCAAGUACAGGACUGCAUCUAGUCACACUACAGAGAGACAGAUGUCCCAUGAUCUGGUUGCUGUUGGCAGAAAAAAAGAAAAUUUUCAUCCAGUGUUUGAGCACAUGGCAUCUGUAAAACAAAACAUUGAAAACGACCCUUCAAAAGAAUUUACUCAGGAAAUAAUCACAAUUAUUCAUCAAGUUAAAGCAAAUUAUUUUGCAUCUUCUGACAUAACUCUGCACGAACGGUUCUCAAAAAUUCAGGAUAAAUCAAGUGCAAAUACAAAAGAAGUGAAAACGCAUCUGGAUCCAGAAAUUCACAGGAGGAUUGACAUGUCUCUAGCAGAACUUCAGAACAAACGAACCGUGCCACCUGAGUCCCACCAGAACAUUGUAAGAGUGUUAGAAGAUCCAAAUGAUCUACGGUAUGAUAUAGAAAGGAGAAGAAAAGAGAGAUUGAAGAAUGAAGAUGAGAGAGUGUUUCAUGUAGAUGGUGUAACUCCAAGGAACCAGCAAAGCUGCAGUCUUUCAAAGUUACAGACAUCUCAAGUUGAUGGUUUCCAAAAGCCUAUGAGGUUUAUUAAGCCACCUUUCAGGAAAUUUAUUGGGAGACCUCAUCUGAAUUCUUACUAUGUUUCAAAAUCAAGUGACACUUACCCCCACAGACGUAUUAGAGGACACCUUGAAAAUGCAGGACCCAUCAGAAGGCACUUUAAGAGCAACUUUGCAGAUGGCCGUUUGCAAUCCCAUUAUAAAUCAGGCUUAGUGCAGAAGGGUUUAUAUAUUCAGGCUAAGUACCAGCGGUUACGUUCUGUUGGUGUAAGGGGAUUUGCCACUAAUAAAUUCAGAGAUGGAUUUUUGCGGAAAGAAAAGGGAAAUCUAAAUAUUGCAACAGAAACCUGAACUGAGCUGAGAUCCUGAAGUUGAAACAGAUAACACAGCAAAGGGAUCAUCUGUUCAGUUUUUGACAACUUUCUCAAGACUUAAAAAAGGAUAAAGGAACUAAUGCUGUAACUUUCUUGAUUAAAAAAUAACUUUAUUUUGAAUGCUGCAGAACUUUUUUACAGUUUUAAUAAUUGCUUUUAAAGUACAGUAUUCAAUUAAAACAUCAUAUUAUGUACCUUUAGUUCUGUGUGCAUACGAGUCUCAAGUAAGGAAGUCAUUGAAGGGAGUCUUAUUUAUUGAGUACUUUUUCUCCAAGCAUGAUGUUACAGAUGGAACUUGAGUUGUUAUACCUAGAGGUUUCUAUGUUGAAAGUUUAUUGCUAAUGUAAUAAUAAAAAAGAAAAAAAAAAGUGCCUGAAUUGUUUGGUAAUAGCACAUUAGCUCAGGAUUUUCCAAUUGAUGACCUUUUAGGUUGUGCAAUAGAUUUUACACCUCUGUUCAGUCAUUUCCAUAAAACAGUAUUUUGUAUUACUUUGGAUUAAUAAUACACUUGGAUUUCUGAUGUGUAUAUACAUUUGUAAAUUGUUAGAAUGUUGGGACAAACUUUCAGCAUUUGGUUAAAAUGAAUGGUAACAGGCAGUUAUGUAAAGUACUGUAGCAGUGGCUUAUAACUGCACUGAAAGCAUGCUUGGGUUUGUUAGAAGAUUGGUUGGUCUGUAUUCAAAAUUAUUCUGUCUCAUAUUUCAGUGUAUGAGAUUCUUGUCCAGGCCACAUGUUCUCUAAUCUUUUUCAUCAUAAAUUAUUUGAUGAUUUUGUGAAUUCUGAAAUUGGCGCCUGAAGUAUUAAAUUACAAGAAAAACAAAAAAUGUAAGUUUUUGAAAGCGUGUCUUCUAGCAAAGAAAUUGUUCGUGAUUGAAACUGUUUUAAAUGCAGACAGCUAGUGAUUUUGUUCUGAAUGAUUCUCUGAAGUUUACCAUACUGCAGUAUUGUUAAGCUGUGUGCAAAACUUAAAUAGCCAGACCUGUUUCAUAAGCAGCUAUAAACAGUAUUGUGUUUAUUUCCUGUUUAUAGCCCUUGCCUUAAUUCAUUAUCUAUGGUAGGGUUGUGUGUAUGUAUUGCAGAUCCGUUCAGACUUCUUAUUGACAGUAAAUUAAAGAUGCAGAGCACGUAGUCUUAAGAGAUGUUCUUUUUCAAGAAAAAAGUUAAUUCACAAUAUCUUCAAUACAUGCAGGCAGAUGUAUUUCCAUCUAGAAUGCAGGCUGGUCUCUGUUGUGGCUGGUAGACCAGGAUUCCAAUUCUGGGUUAGAGGUAUGUUCACAGGAAAGGAAAUUUGGUUUUCUGGGUGGAAAGCCAGGAUGUGAUUUCUGCAUGCUUUUUUGUAAUGGUUUUUUUCCCCACAAUGCCUUCAGUAGAGAGACUGUUUGAAAAUGUAAUUAUGGUUCAGAACAGCUAAAAUUAUUGUGACUUGAGCUCUUCAGUUUCAUGGGUGUUCUGCUUAACGUUCAUAUGGAAUAAGGCAGGAAGAGUGCAACAUUCAUUGAUGUCACGGUCAUUUAAUGAUAACAGAUGGUUUGUUUCUAAAACACAGGUUUUCAGUUUAAAUAGCAAUCAUUAAUAAUUUAACUAGUUUUUUCAGUAACUUUAAAAUGCAGAUACAAAAUGGGAAUUGGAAGGAAAGGAACUCCCUGGACAAAUAGAGGCAGGCAACCUUCUGCAGAUAAGAAAGUGGUUUUUUAUUUCAUGCUGUCAGUGAUUAAUCUGGCAGAGUCAUCCUGUGUAGAUUUACUGGGAGAUAAAAAUAAGGAACUGAAACAACAGGUUAAAUGAGUCAACCCAAAGCAAAUGUGGAGUAGCUGCAGUUGUGAUCAGGCUGCUGGCAGGGGAGUGCAGCACCUGCCCUGCUGAGAGGGGCAGGUUUACCCUGAAGCCAGCAAGUCCUUCACACUGCUCCGAAUGUGCACUGUAAAAGAUGUGAGAAAUGAAACCAUUUAUGAUACAGGACAAACUACUGAGGCUGUGUUGUCUUAUUCAACAGGAUACUACUGUGUCUGUAAGCUUCCUGCAGUGUUCUUAUUAAAUUCUGGAAGAGAACUCUUUGUUGAGUAAAGUGGGAAAAGUGGAUACAUGAAGAAACUUCUGACAUGGUAGUUUUACUAACACUGUUUGGAAGUAAUGCUGGAGUAGUCAGACUUCAGUCAGUUAAUGCUGCUUUAACCAGGUUUCAACAUGUGACUGACUUGUGAUUUUGUGAUUUAUUUUAUCUAUGCAUGGUUAAUUUGUUUUGUACUUUACAGUUUAGCUUUGUGUUUAUUUCUGCAACUGGGAGCAACAUAUUGCUAAGAAGUUUGUGGGCUUUUUGACUUGUUUGCUGACUUUGGUCCCCCCCAACCCAUAGGCCUAAGAUGAAUGUCAUAAAAUGUAGUCGCUGUUUCAGUUGGUUUAUCUUUUGUAUGAUCCCAUUUGCUCAAAUCACAUUUUUACUGUUAAUUUCACUUAAAUAGUUUUGGAUUCUGUCAUGAUAAAACCUCUUAUAUUCUAAAAAAUGCACACAGAAAUAAUGACUUUUAUAAAAAUUCAUGGCUUAGGUGCUAGAAGCAUCUAGUCUAUGAAAUUAUGUGAGACAUUGCUAUGUAGAUACCUUUGUGAAUUACAGAGACUUGUGUGUAUAUACUCAUACCCAAUUCAGCUUGUUUAUUGUUUUAGCACAGAAAAUUCUGUUGUACUGGAAUACAGUGUUUGAUUGAGGGCAAUGUAUUGAAGUUACUGUUUGGGUUGUGAAGGCACAAGGAAAAGGGUUAAGUAGAAGAAAGGUCAAUUUACUUGAAUAACCUGGUGCCUUUCAAUAUUGUGACUGCAUUGUAGAAAACACAUGUACAGAGACUUAAGUUCGUUGCAAUCUUUCUAGUGAGAGCAUGGACUGAUAACAGCUCUUGUUAAAACAACUGUUUACUUUAUAUAGGUGUGUAAGCCUCUGUAGGAAAACAGUGACUCUUUCAUUAGUAAAGUCUGUCACUGCAUUGGAAGGGCAAGUUAAAAAUGUGAUUGUCUUAAGAGCUUUCUGACUUUCUGUUUUACGCUUUGAAAAUACAAAUGUGAAUUGCCUUUGUUUUGUUUAGCUUGAAAUGGUUGUUAAAUGCUAUCAUUUUCAGUUGUUCACAUGUGAAAUUUUAUUUUUAAUUGCUAUCCAAAAUGUAAUGGGUUUAAUAUGACUAGAGUCUUCCUUUUAAGUGUCUGAAAUACUAAGUUGCUAUGAUAUUAGCAUUUAUAUUGCUGAUCCAUUUAAUUUCCACAUAAAUUGAUUAGAAUACUUAUUUUAAAUUUUUAAUUGUUGAGUUCACAAGGUUCACAAAAUUCUGGGCCAGUAAGAAGCAACAUAUUGCGAGGUUUCUAUGAGCCUGCCUUAACUCAUAAUUGCAUGUUUGAAAUCGUUUUACCUGAUGGAUGUAGAUGGUCUUGAGACCUGAACAUAGCUGUCUCAACUCAGGUAACUAAUAGCAGAGGGUAGGAGUAAGUCCAGCUGAUCCAUCACCUGCUGUGGAAUGUUUACCUGCUCCCAUCUUCCCCAGGGCCCCAGGCUGAAAUGCUGAGUUUUAUUUAAAUGAGCUUCGUUUCUUUACCAACAGAACCAAACCCCAGGAUUACACUUUUGUGGCAUUAGAGGCAGAGUUCUCAAAACUUGAUUGUCGUGCAUCAGAAAGUCAUUUUCUGCCUUGUCUGUGAAAUGGAUAAUGAGAGUCGCUUGAAGAAGGUGAUAAAAGAUCAUAACAAAGAGAGACUGAUUUCUCAGUAUUCACCUUAGAAGACUGUAAAUAGAGGGAUUUCUUUAAUUUCCUUGCUUUCCUAAAAGGAGGCUUUUCCCAUACUGUGUUGAAAUCCACCUCUUGCCUUUCUUUAAGCAUCUGAACAGCAAUCUACAAGGUUCUUUGUGGGAGAGCUCUCUAAAAGACAGACUUCAGACUUGCAUCCUAAUGAAUCUGAAAAAAAAGAUGUUUCUGCACGAAACUCUGACCCUUGACAGACUUCAUUCCAUUGCUGCAGAAUUUGAAGAUAAGAAGUUCUUCAGCCUCCUUACGAAGGAAGGAAAGAAUAAAAGCCAUUUCAAGAUUGUUGAAAGCCUCCUUGUGACACUUGAUUCCCUAACAGACCUUAAGGAUAGCCAUGAACAUUUAAGUGUGUUCUGUUUUGAGCUUUGUGAACAUUAUUUUUCAGUGUCAAGAUCAGAGAAAACUCUUGUCAUAACACCUGCCCCUUCCUUCCAUGCCUGGUGGUUUUUGUUGGAGGGAUUUUGAGUAGGUAUUUAGACACAUGGUUUAAUAGCCUGCCACUUUUAAUGCAGUUUUCUUCUGUUCACUGUUCAUUGCUCUGAAUUUUGUCUAAGUAGUCUGAAUCUCAUGUUGUCUUUUUAAUAUUUCAUUUUCUGUAAAUAAUGUAGUAGAUGGCUUUCAUUUUGUGACUGGCUUCUCACGUCUUUAGUAUUGAGGGAGGAGGCAGUGGAAAGAGUUGUUGUUCGAGUAUGUUCUUCAAGGAAUAAAAAAAGCCUCAUUGUUUUGUUUUAAGAAUAGCAGGAAUUUUCUACUCCCAGUUGAAUGAGGGGAACUAAUGUCCACUUCUAAGGAAUAGAUUGUUGAUGUUAUUUAUACUGUAGUUUCUUAAGGACUGUCUAAUGUGUGCAUGUGUACGUGUAUGUGCACAUGGAAACACACUGUUAGAGAAGCCUUUAAUUAUUUGUAAGUGUGGAUAAGAAAUGACAUUUUUAAACUACUGAAGCUGGAGUUAAAUGCAAAUGCAUUUUAAGUCUGUAGUCUUUGAGUCCACGACGGUGCUUUUGACAAUGUUACUCCAUAUCUAAAAGCCUCGUUCAUAAGGAUAUAUAGUAAGAUGUAGGUAUGUUUAUAUGUAUGUUUAACAUAGUUUAUAUAAAAUAAAUGUAAAUUUUGUUUCUACAGACAAUAAAUGUUUUCACGAAAUUUUUACUUA
Molecule: messenger RNA, 7283 nt
Organism: Zonotrichia leucophrys gambelii
Lineage: Eukaryota; Metazoa; Chordata; Aves; Passeriformes; Passerellidae
Gene: BCLAF3
Product: BCLAF1 and THRAP3 family member 3
Exons: 12
Coding region: 166-2325 (719 amino acids)
Biological process (GO): positive regulation of transcription by RNA polymerase II
Cellular component (GO): mediator complex
Molecular function (GO): DNA binding; transcription coregulator activity
Source: RefSeq, a predicted model, not a curated record